Messenger RNA from Populus trichocarpa (black cottonwood), 4406 nucleotides. Its product is annotated as disease resistance protein At4g27190. Gene Ontology annotation, molecular function: ATP hydrolysis activity; ADP binding. The coding region runs from base 482 to 2719 and encodes 745 amino acids. The transcript is spliced from 3 exons. The record is from RefSeq and is a predicted model, not a curated record. NCBI's taxonomy places the organism in Eukaryota, Viridiplantae, Streptophyta, Magnoliopsida, Malpighiales, Salicaceae.
AUAUAGGUUAAAACUGACUUAACCAAAAGAAAUCCAAAUCUAAGUUGGAAAAGUAAUUAAAAACCAAAAAUUAACUAGAGAAAUAAUAAAAACAGUACAAACAACAUUUUUUAGAUCUAAUUUAAAGGUCUUCAGCUGACUCCUUACAUAACUGAGCUUGUAGAAUUAUUCGGUAAAAUUUGAGCCGAUCUAAUUAUAAUAUCUAAAAUUAUGACUGUUCUUGUCAAGCUAUGUAUUUGAUACGUCUUGACGGUAAUUUUUCUUUUAUAGGCUUUGGUUAUCUAUUUGUUCCAAUGUAUCCAUAACAAUUUUCACGUCAAAAUCUUUACUAUUUGUAUUUGUGUCAUUGCUAUCAUUAUUUUGGAUGCAUAAGUAAUUGUACCUAGGCCAUUGCUGUAAGGAUAUCCAGAGACAUGCAUUGUGCAGGCAUUAACUAUACUUUUCUUCAUCAUCUUACCUCAGACGCUAUACGUAUACUGAGAUGGCUGUUGAUAUUGUGAUUUCCGUCAUUGGGAAGAUUGGAGAGUUCAUGGUUGAGCCAAUCGGACGAAAAUUUGAAUAUUUAAUUCACUACAACAGCAACAUGGAGACUCUCAAAGAUCAAGUUCAACUACUAGAGGAAGUGAGAAAAGAUGUCCAGGGAUCAGUUGACGCAGCAAUAGCGAAGGGUGAAACAAUAAAAAAUGAGGUUAGAAACUGGAUGUCGAGAGUUGAUGGAGUCAUCUUGGAGGCUAGGAAAAUUUUGGAAGAUGAUGCCGUUCCAAACAAGAGGUGGUUUCUUGAUUUGGCUUCACGCUGUCGCCUAAGCAGAGAAUCAGAAAACAAAAUAACAGCAAUCGCAAAGAUAAAAGUAGAUGGGCAGUUCGAUAAUGUUUCCAUGCCUGCAGCUCCCCCAGAAAUAGUGUCUCAAGAUUUUGUUAUUUUUGAGAGCACUAGAUUGGCUAUAAUGGAAAUCAUGGAGGCAUUGGAGGGCAAUAUAAUCAAUUUUAUCGGGAUAUAUGGGAUGGCUGGUGUCGGUAAAACGACUUUAGUCAAAGAAAUUGAAAGAAGGGCUAAAGAAGAUAUGCUUUUCGAUGCUGUUGUGAUGGCUGUAGUGUCACGUACUGUUGAAGUGAAAAACAUCCAGCAGCAGAUAGCAGAUAUGUUGGGCUUCAAGUUCGACGAGAAAAGAGAACAAGGAAGAGCCGGUCGGUUGCAUGCUAGAUUGAAGAAUGUGGAUAAGAUCCUUAUUAUCUUGGAUGAUAUUUGGGACGCCCUUGAUCUUGCUGCCAUAGGCAUUCCAUUUGGGGAUGAUGAUCAUCAAGAUCCUGAAAAUGUGAAUUGUAAAGUUCGUAAGAUUGUGGUCACAACACGAUGCAGACUAGUAUGCAAUUCUAUGACCACAGGAAUUGAGACUUCGAAGAUCAUCCAUCUAAAUGCUUUAUCUGAAAAUGAAUCAUGGGGCUUGCUUAAGAUGAAUACUGGUGAGGUUAUCGACUCUCCCGAAUUGAAUUCCGUGGCAAAGAAGGUCUGCGGAGAAUGCGGGGGUUUGCCCAUAGCCCUUGUUAAUGUGGGAAGGGCAAUGAGAGACAAAGCCCUGGAAGAAUGGGAAGAAGCUGCUCUAGCACUUCAGAAACCAAUGCCUUCCAACAUUGAGGGCACGGACGAAAUCGUGUAUAAGUGCCUUAAGCUAAGCUAUGACCACCUGAAAAAUCGGGAAGCAAAGUCAAUGUUCUUGCUUUGCUGUUUAUUUCCGGAGGAUUACAACAUCUGUAUAGAGGUUCUAGUGAGAUACGGGAUUGGACUGGAAAUGUUUAAAGAUGUUCUGACUAUACAGGAGGCAAGGAGGCGAGCACAUUCUAUCACAAAAAAUCUCAAAGAUUCAUGUCUGUUGUUAGCAGGCAAUGAAACAGGAUGCAUCAAAAUGAACAAUGUUGUCCGUGAUGUAGCAAAAACAAUUGCAUCUGAUAUUUACUUCGUGAAAGCUGGGGUGAAGUUGAUGGAGUGGCCAAAUGCGGAAACUUUGAAGCAUUACACUGGGAUAUCAGUAAUGUACAAUCAGAUAAAUGGAUACCCUGCUUCCUGGGACUGCUCAGACCUCCAGAUAUUGUUGAUGCAAGGCAAUUGUAUUGAACAGCCUAUGCCAGAUGGAGUCUUCAAAGGGAUGACAGCCCUUAAAGUUUUUGAUCAGAGUGAUAUUAUCUCGAAAGGCGAUCCUUACUUUUCGAGGAAAUUGGAACCAGGAUUUUCUUAUCUAACAAGUCUUCGGACAUUAAUCAUUAAAAAUUGCAGGAUUGCUGCCCCAGCUGCUAUUGGGAAUAUGAAAAUGCUUGAGGUUCUAAGCUUGGCAAAUUGCAAGCUCCUAGACCUACCACAGGAAAUAGGGGAGUUGACAAAUAUAAGGUUGCUUGAUUUGGAAGACUGCCAUCAUAGCAGAAAAAAACUCAAUGCCAUAUUUCCUCCAAAUGUCAUCUCAAGGUGGUCCAGAUUAGAAGAGCUGUACUCAAGUUCUUUCAUGAAAUACACCAGAGAGCACAUAGCUGAGCUGAAAUCACUGUCCCACUUAACCACCUUAAUGAUGGAGGUCCCUGAUUUUGGAUGUAUACCUGAAGGUUUCAGUUUUCCUGAAUUGGAGGUUUUCAAAAUAGCCAUACGCGGCUCUGUCCAUCACAAGCAAUCAAAUUAUCUUGAGGUUUGUGGUUGGGUCAAUGCCAAGAAAUUUUCGCGAUUCCUUCACUAGGCUGUGUCAAGCCAUUACUGAAGAGAACGCAGUAUCUUAAACUAUCGUCCUUUGAGGGGCUAAGGACUAUUUUCCCUUACCAGUUGGCAGAUAGAGAUGGCUUAGCUGUCUUGAAAACUCUGGAAGUAUCUGAUUGUGUUGACCUUGAGUACUUGAUUGACAGUGAAGAAUGGAAGAUGCCACCCGUAAUAGAGCAGCAUCAACACACUUGUUUGAUGCACCUGGAAAAGCUAGACCUUCAGUGUUUGGGAUCCUUUAAAGGGUUAUGCCAUGGUGCACUACCUGCUGAAUUGUCCAUGUCUUUGCAGAAGCUCAAGAGUAUGAGGUUUUUCAAGUGCGUGAAACUGUCUAGUGUCUUUGCUUCACUUGAACUGCUGCAACGGUUCGAUGAACUUGAAGAGCUUUCAGUAGAUUCAUGUGAAGCACUGGAGUAUGUAUUCAACCUCAAAAUCGAAAAGCCUGCGUUUGAGGAGAAAAAGAUGCUGUCCCAUUUAAGAGAACUUGCACUUUGUGAUUUGCCAGCAAUGAAGUGCAUAUGGGACGGCCCUACUAGACUACUGCGCCUGCAUAAUCUUCAAAUUGCAGACAUUCAAAACUGCAAGAAACUUAAAGUUCUCUUCGAUGCUUCUGUUGCUCAAAGUCUUUGCCAAUUGAAAAAACUGCUCGUAAAAGGUUGUGAUGAGCUGGAAACAGUUGUUGCAAAGGAACCGCAACGACAAGAUGGCAGAGUGACGGUUGAUAUUGUGGUGCUCCCUCAAUUAGUAGAGCUUUCACUACUCUACCUUCCUAACCUUGCUGCUUUUUGCUUGGAUAGCUUGCCUUUCAAAUGGCCAUCCUUGGAAAAAGUAGAGGUUCGUCAGUGUCCUAAAAUGGAAACCUUUGCUGCUAUCGUGGAUUCAGAUGAAAACCAAAGCACACCAAAGUUGAAGCAGAUCAAAUUGGAUGAAGUUGAUUUGAUACUUCAUGGAAGGAGCUUGAACAAGUUCAUACAAAAGUACUCCGAGGCAAGGGAGUUGCGGAACCUGAUAAAUGACCAUCAGAGUCGUAUGCAAGGAUUGACAGAAAGUUAGAAAUAAUAUUGAUCGUUUUUUCAAUUCUAAAAGCCAAGCUCCUUCCACAUGAAAUCAUUGUUGUAUUGUUCUUGACUUGUUCACUGCAAGGAGGUUUGAUCUGCUAUUGAUGUACCAUGUUUCACAUUUGAAGGUGUUUCUCUAGAGUUCGACAAGAAGAAAGGGUGCAAUUUCACUUUGAAAACGAGUUAAUAGUAAAUUGGUCUCUGUAAAAUUAAUUAAAGUAAGCUGGUUUGUCAACUCUCUUUGUAUAAAGGAGGCUCUGCAUGCAUAUACAAACACAUUAACAUAAAAUCAAUUUAGAAAGAAAAGAAGAGGUAAGAAACAUAGAAAGAGACUACGAAGGAGUUGAUUAAAGUGAAGAGCACCUGAUAGGUUUGAGAAGAUUGUGGAAUAACCAGAGAAGAGGCAGACAAUAUAAAAAGAUGAGAAAACAAUCACAGGUAAUGAAAGUUACUUUGGUCAUAGGAUUCAAUGGAAAGCGAUAGAGAGGAAGAGGAGGUUAAUGAAGGCCUCAAAAAGGUGAAGAUUAAGAGAGCUACUGCUUUGCAGAAAGAGCUUGUAAUUGAGAAUGGUGAAAUCCCCAAUUUAUAAUUGUCUUCGAGUCAUUACUUUAA